Panonychus citri (citrus red mite) is the source of this 4145-nucleotide messenger RNA. RefSeq names its product probable phosphorylase b kinase regulatory subunit beta. The coding region runs from base 632 to 3847 and encodes 1071 amino acids. The transcript is spliced from 9 exons. The record is from RefSeq and is a predicted model, not a curated record. Gene Ontology annotation, molecular function: calmodulin binding. Lineage: Eukaryota; Metazoa; Arthropoda; Arachnida; Trombidiformes; Tetranychidae. Gene Ontology annotation, cellular component: phosphorylase kinase complex. Gene Ontology annotation, biological process: glycogen metabolic process.
UUGUUACUUGAUUUUAAUUCUAAUUGUUACUAAUGAAAAGUUGACUUUAAUUGUGAUUUAAUUAAGUUAAUUCGUUAAUUAUAACCUGUGGUGAUCAACGGGGAUCGAUAAUUUUUCUUCCUAUUAAUUUGUGAUCAUGUUUAUUUCUACUUGAUAUUUGUUGGUGUUUCUAUUGGUGAUUAUGUCUCUCUUAUUGAAGAGACAGAUGAUUGUUUUUCUUUACUCAUUAUCCUGAUUGUUAAAUUUAAUUGGGAUAAUUAAGGCUUAUAAGUCUAAUUAUACUAUGAUUUUGGUAAAUAUGAAUUGACAAAUUUAAUCUGAUUGCCUAAAUUCAUAUUCCAAUUGAUGAUGAUCAGAAAGACCUAAAAACAAGGUAACCUAAUUUAGAUUGAUACACAAAUGAUGUUUCAUUUAAUAUCAGUGAUGGAUUAGAUGAUUUGGCGAGAUGCAAUCAACAAUUACGUUAAAAUUGAUUACAAUUCAGUGAACAAUUAACUGAGAUAACUAUUUCUCUUUUGGACAAUUUAUCUUAAUUGAUAAGCAACAAUCAACUGUUUUCCUCUCCUUUAUUUCCCUUCAUCGGCUUUUUUUUUCAUUUCAUUGGAAAAUCUCAUCUUUUUAAUUGUAUGAUAUGUCCAAAUUACGCAAGGAAAGAAUUGCAUCUAAUUUAAAUGAAGAAGAAGUCGCCGAAGCCAUGAGGAUGGCUAAUUAUGCUGAUAUCAUACGACAAUUAGAUCAUUUCUAUGGACAAGUUAAAAGGCAACUUCUGCAAUUCCAAUCACCAACUAGUGGAUUAUUUCCUCGAUUAUCAUCUGAACUACGUGAAGCUCAUGUUAGAGAUACUCUUUAUUGUUCAACUGCCAUUUGGGCUCUUUAUCAAGCUUACACUAAACGAAUCGACGAUGAUAAUGGUAAAGCUUACGAACUUGGUCAGUCUGUUGUUAAAUGUAUGCGAGGUAUUUUAUUUGCUUGGAUGAGACAAUCCAAGGAUAAGGUUGAAAUGUUCAAAACAAAUCAGAAUCCUGGUCAUGCGAUACACUCAAAAUUUGAUCUAAACACCGGUUUACCUUUAACCGAUUGUCCAAAUUAUGGUCAUCUUCAAAUCGACGUUGUCUCAUUAUACCUUCUUCUACUUGUACAAAUGAUUUCUUCUGGUCUUCAAAUAAUUUACACUAUGGAUGAAGUUAAUUUUGUUCAGAAUCUUGUCUAUUACGUUGAAAGAGCUUACAGAACUCCUGAUUUUGGUAUGUGGGAACGUGGAAGUAAAUAUAACGAUGGAACACCAGAAAUUCAUGCAUCUUCUAUUGGAAUGGCUAAAUCUGCAUUAGAAGCAAUUAAUGGAUGCAAUUUGUUUGGUGAAAAAGGUGCCUCAUGGAGUGUAAUUUAUGUCGAUAUUGAUGCUCACUCACGAAAUCGAAGUAUCUUUGAAACACUUUUACCUCGAGAGUCAAGUUCUAAAAAUACUGAUGCAAGUUUAAUUGCAACAAUUAGUUGGCCAUGUUUUGCAACACAUGAUCAACUACUUUACUCUAAUACAAAGAAGAAAAUUUUGAAAAAAUUGAAAGGACAUUAUGGAUUAAAGAGAUUUCUUCGUGAUGGAUAUGGUACAGUCUUUGAAGGAAAAGACAGGACGAGGCUAUACCGACCUGGCGAAACUCAACAAUACGAAAAUAUCGAAUGUGAAUGGCCUGUGAUGAUUUGUUUCCUUAUAAUUGAUGGUUUAUUUGCUAAUAAUAUUGAACAAGUUAACGAAUAUACUCAAAUGUUAAUGGAUAAAAUUGUUCAUCGUGAUCCUAUUUUUGGUGAUUACCUGAUACCUAAAUAUUUUUAUACUCCUCCUGAGUAUAUUGAUGCGGAAAAAGUUGAACCCAAUUCGAUGCCAAAAAUUGCUAGUCAAGAAGGAAGUGAUUACAGUAGCCUUUUUCUAAUGGGUCAAGCGCUUUUCAUCAUCACACAAUUAAUUUCUUCUGGCCUUUUACAUAUAAAUGAACUUGACCCCAUCCGAAGGUACAUGCCGAGCUACAGUAGACCCAAAAAAACGGGAAGAUACUCAGCGUUUCAGCGUAAAGCUUUUGGAACCGGGUGUGAUAUUGUUGUUCAAGUGGUUCUCAUAGCUGAAUCAAUGAGAUUACAAGCAAUGAUGGCAACAUACGGAAUUCAAACUCAAACUCCGCUCGAAGUUGAACCCGUUCAAAUUUGGCCUCCCUCUCAACUAGUCCAAGUUUAUGAGUUUUUAGGUGUUAAUAAAAAAUUGGGAUUAAAAGGUCGUCCCAGUCGUCCUAUUGGUGCAUUAGGGACUAGUAAAUUAUAUCGCAUUUGUGGUCAAACCAUUUUAUGUUAUCCAUUAAUUUUUGAGAUAUCAGAUUUUUAUCUAUCCCAUGAUAUGGCUCUUUUAAUUGAUGAUAUUAAAAAUGAUCUUCAUUUUGUCGGAAAAUAUUGGCGGAUGUCCGGUAGACCAACUGUUUGCCUGUUGAUACGUGAAGAGCAUCUUCGUGAUGUCCAUUUUCGUGAAAUGUUGGACCUAUUGGCACAAUUUAAAAAGGGAAUCCUUGACUCUUGUCUUAAAGUUAAAACUGGACGUUUACAAAAUUUAAUCAGUUCUUCUUGUAUUGAGCAUCUUGACUUUCUUCAUUUGUUACCAAGCGAUGCUCUUCCCAAACUUGAAUCCUUCCGUCAAUUGGAACACACUUAUAACAUUGGUUACCAAUCACUAGCUGAUAUACCGAAAGCUUUGGCUUAUAAUGAACCAAUGGAUGUAAAUAUUAGGAAAACGUAUGAAAAUUUACCCACAUGGCCCGAUAUCAUGGAAGCAUUGAAACAUAGUGAUACCCUUUAUGCUCAAAGUCAAUUACUUGGUAUAAUCUGGGAACGAGAAGGUCCUUAUUUUUGUUUACACGAUGGACACACAGUUAAGGAUAAGUUGGAACGUUUAAUGCGACAAGCUGGUGCUCUUCGACACUGGUCAGUGGUCAGAUAUUGUUCAUCUGUAUUGAAGAAAUUAGUUGAUUCUAUUUCACCUUAUAUCACUGCGAUUCUAGUCAAUGGUAAACAAAUUACUAUUGGUUCAUUUGGUGGACCAGAACAGAUAAUUGACCAUCCAUUAACACCCAAAGAGAUUCAUGCUCUUCUUUACUCAACCAUCCAAGAUCCAUAUGAAGCUGUUUUACAACAAGAGAUAACACUUUACAUUGGUCGUCUCAUGUCCACUAAUCCUCACCUUUUCCAUGGAAUUCUUAAAAUAAGAAUUGGUUCAGUAAUCGAGGCAAUCAAAUUGUACCUUGAUUUCAAAGGGGAGAAGCAAAAUAAACUUGAAGCUCUUGCCCCAAGUCAUUUAAGGAAAAUAUUAUACCGAUUGAUGACCGAUGAGAAUCUAUCCGUUCACGAGAAAAGACAAAUCGACGGAGCUUUUUGUCGAGUCCCUCGAAGUUUCUACGAUAAAAUAUGGGAAAUUCUUAAACGCAUACCUGGAGGCCUUAUUAUUUGUGGUGAACUAUUACCAUCCAAUCCGACAUUAUCAGAGAUGACACAACAUGAACUCAAUUUUGCUCUACUUGUUGAAAAACUUCUUGGAAAAAUAUCAACACCAGAAUAUCGUCAAAUUUUUGUCGAGGUUAUAAUAGUUUUGUACAUUGUCCUCGAAAGAAAUCCUGAAAUUUGUCUAAAUUCAAAAGUAUUUUUAGACAUUGACAAGAUCAUUUCUGAAUCCGUUCAAAAGUACAAAGAAACUGGUGAAAAAAGUCUCGAGGACUUUUACGCUGAAGAGCGAUCAGUAACCUCUUCUUACUUUGCUCGAACGAUAUUGGACAUUUUACUUAAAGUAUCAUCAUCUCAAUGCAACGUUAAUUGAAUACAAACCCACCAAUUAAACAAGUUCCGUGGACAUAAUUAUUAUCGCCAUAAUUACAAUCAAAUAAUGAUAAUUAUCACCCUUGCAAUAUCCCAUCCAAGUUUUUCCGUAAUCUUAAUUUAAUCUUAAGUUCAAUUAGUUAACUAAUUUGCACAUUUCCCCACCUUCCUUUUGAUUGUCCUCCUUUUUUUGAGUCGUUUUAUUUGCUCUGUUCGCAAUUUAAUUAUUGUAUUACAUAAAUAAGAGUUGAUUAUCAUUUUAACGUUUACCUGUACAAUUAAAAUUAAUAAUAAAUUUA